AACACUUCCGGUGGGAUGAACAGUGUGUGUAAUUGUAAACAACUUUGUUUAGUCAUUUAUAGUUCGCCACAUGAAUUUCUUGAGUGAGAAAUAAUAGAAGGUAAACUUGAUUUGUCAUUUUUUCAAUACGGUUGUGUAGUAGUGGGGAAACGGGUCUUUAUUCUGAAGCAUAUCUACGUUCAGUAGAAUGUAUGUUUAUUCACUAAUCAACCGAUCAAGGGCCUUCAGGGGGCAUAUACAUUUUUUAACAACAACAUUCAUUAUAAAUACAUGAUAUAAUAUAUGUAAUGAAUAAGUUUCCACAUUGGUCUGUAACUGGAGAUAAUUUAUUUCUAUUUUGUAUUUAAUUAUAUUUCUAGCUGUGUGAGGACUAAUUAAUUUCUGUUGAAACGAGGGGAUUACAAUCUAAUUAAAAUUAGAUCUUCUCUAACCGUUACACUGGAGAAGGUAACGGUUAGAGAUCUGAUUUUUAUUAGAUUGAAUUUGGUGAUGUUCAAAAGAGCUAUGUGUUACAUCUAUUCUCUGAUAUUUGUAACAUUUCCUACAUUUGUGUGUUGCCAACGUAUAUUCUCCAAGUAAGCGAAUAAGUUAAGAUUUUCCCAGUUUUAAUUUUGACUUGCACCAAUAAUCUAAAUACGUAUACAGAAAGGUUUUUAUAUGUAUUUUAUUUUCCACUAAGGCUGAAAGGGUGUAAUUAUAAUAUUACAACAAAGUCUUGUCACUAAGGCAACAUCAAAAUUAUCACCUGAUAUAAAUAGUUCUCAGUCACAUUCAGUUUCUAUGUAAAGCUACCAUAAGUGAUACAUAAUGAGCCUUGAUAAAAUACACAAUUAAUUUUAAAAUAGAUCCUUUUUUUUAAAAUUAUUAUUUGUAGUUGCUUAGGGAGCUUAUAUUUAUGUUAUCAAAGUAAUAUAUCUUGAUAAUAUGCUGCUUAAAUGCAAGAAAAGUCCUUGUAAAAUCAUUUGUCAUUUUGGUAAAGCAUGUCUUUAAAGAUUAUUUGAAAGCCUUUUUAGAAAAGAAAUUGAAAAAGUACAAUACUUUUUCUGCUCAAAUUCAAGCAUCACUUUAAGAAGGUAAUUUAUGUUACAUUUAACAUAUAUUAUUGUAAAUACUUUAUGAUAAAUAGUGCUUAUGUCAUGUUACGUAUGUCAAAAUGCACUAUUGUGAGUCUGAUAUGCCACAGCAAGUGUACCACAAUAAAGAUCCCUCCCUGUUCAAAGGUCAUAAGCACCAGACAUAGGCCAAAAUUUUGCAGCCCUUCAUUGGCAUUGGUGACGUCUCCAUGUGAGUGAAAAUUUCUCGAUAGGGACGUUAAACAAUAUACAAUCAGUUGAUUAACAUAUUGAUAGUCAGCUCUUAUUUUCUAUUGAAAAAGCAAUGGGAUAAUAUAUAGAUGUAAUAUAUGCUAGGUAGUUUAUAUUAUCGCUUUUUCAAUAUAAAACCUAUAAAUUAAUUCUUUUGUUUCUUUUAUCUGGAUAUAACAGUACAGAAUCUUCAAUUCUUUCUUUUGAAUGAAUAUAAAUGAUCUUAAUGAGUAACAGAUAUUUCGGGCUUCAAGCAAUGUUGUUGAAGAUCUCAGAAAGAAGGUUGUUUAAAACUGAAUUUAAUAACCUGUUUGUUCUGUAAAAUUAAGUAUUUUGUCUUUUAUUUGCAAUAUUUUAGGGAUGAUAAACAUUCCUUUAAACAUGUUAUUUUUAAAAAAAUGUUUCAAAUGAAACACGUAUAAUGUGAAAUACAGAAAAAAAGUACAUGAAUACAACACAAAAUAAUUAUAUGGACAACUUUUGAGAUUAGGGUAGAUAGAAUAUUCACAAAACCAAAUAUACUAUUUUUUAUUUUAGUAAUUUGCAGUCUACAAAGAGAAGCUAUAGUUUCAUCUAAACAACUAACUGUUUUAAUAACAUAAAUUACAUAUUAAUUAUCAAAAAUGAUCUUGAAUCAAGAUAUACAUAAAAUGUGCAAAAUAUAUUCUUUUCUAUAUUUUCUUUGUAACAUUUAAAAUCCAGUCUAAUACAGCAUGUUUUCACUCAUAAUUUUAUAUUUUUGAAAAAAAAAAUCUGUUUAUAUUAAAUUUUCAUUUAAUAACUUUAGAAUGUUAUGGCAGCUGUAUGUUUACAUUUAAGUUUACGGGACAUGUAAGUUACAUAAGUUAUGUUAUGCUUUGAAGAAAAUGCAAAGCUUCAGUAUCAUUUUUCAUGUAGUAUUUGUUUUUGGAAGUGUGAACAAUAUACACAUCAACUGUCUAUAACAGCAUGAUCUGCAAAUAAUUUUUCAUAUCAAAAUGUGCAAAUAAAUGUUAAAUUGCAGUAGAUAAAAUACAUAGUUCUUGAAAAGAGGAGAAAGUUAUUUAUAUAUACAUGAUGAUUGGUUGUUUAUACUUCAAAGGCAUCUUUAUUCAUUUGAUAAAAAUUUAAAUGCUGAUAAUUUUUUGACAAUUAUUGGAACACUGUAGCUGAGUGAAGAGGAAAUUGUAUACUUAUUUUGGAACCAUCAAUUACACAAAGCUAUGUACCCCUUACUUCACUCAAGUGAAAUUUCCAAACCAUUUGAGUUUGAGUCCUAAAAUUGUGAAUAGUGUUUCUAUAAGUAUUAUCACAUAUCAAUAAAUGCCCAACCAAUUAUGAUUGAUUGAUUGUAUAUUGUUUAACGUCCCUUUCGAGACUCUCACUCAUAUGGAGACGUCACCAUUGCCAGUGAAGGACUGCAAAAUUUAGGCCUAUGCUCGGCACUUACAGCCUUUGAGCAGGGAGGGAUCUUUAUCGUGCCAACCUGCUGUAACACGGGACCUCGGUUUUUGGAGUAUCCUCCGAAGGACCGCCCCAUUUAGUCGCUUCUUACAACAAGCAAGGGGGUACUGUUUCAUUGACAAAACAUUUCUGAGUGUCACAAUUUACAGAGAAUAGGAAAACAGAUCUAUUCCAUAUAAACACCUUUGAUUUACAGGUUAUCUUUUUCUGUGUGCAUAUGACAAAUUCACAGCCUAAGUAAAUUGGGCUUGUUGAUAUUGCCAGCUGGUGAAAAGAUACAUAAUUUUUAUAAUAAAUUGCAUUUAAUUCCAGCAGUGUAAAAAUGAAAGAAAAAAGUGUCUCUAUGUGUAGUAACAGGAUGUGACAUCAUUGGCUUAGAUCAUACUUUGUAACUAGCAAAUGGCAUGAUGAUGCAGACUGCAAUUGAAAAGCGUGAUUUCCAAGACUGACGAUUAUAUUAGAUAUUAGUGUUCACAAACAUGCAUUAGGAUAUUAAAGUCCGCCUGUUAUUCGUGGCACUAUCCUUUUGAUUUUGAUAGAAAACGUUAGCAGAAAUUCUUUCUUGUAUAGUUUUUAUAGCUCACUCAGCACAAAGUCAUUAUGAAUUAUUUUCUUCUCUUGGCAAUGUUCUUGCAUGAUAUUCAUUUUUUGUUUUUUGGAUUGGCUGAAACAAAAUUGACUUCUCUAGAAAAUAUUGAAAACCAAUGAAAGUUGAUAUUUACAUAAAAUUGUUCUCCCAUACAGGUCUUUUUUAUUUUUUAUUUUUUUUUAUACCUGGAAUUGGUCAAACCUAGAGUCAGAGUGGGGCCACAAAGUAGCUGUUUUAAAGUUUCAUAUGUUUUAGACAUAUCCAUUAAAAUUCUUUAAAAGUCUUGUGCCGAGGAUCUACAAGAGUAUAGUUUGUCAAAUCAAUAAUCCAGCAUCCUCAUGUAGUUUUUAUUCAAAUUUGCCCCUACCAUGACCAUCGGGAUCUGAGUGGAGCCACUGUAUGUAUUUCAUGUUUUAUAAAGGAACAAUAUGUAUAGACACAUUCUUUACAAACGAAACACCACAGUGACACAAUCUAUCAAGAAUCCUCAUGUUGUGUAAAUUAAAGUUCCGUUCCUGGCUUGCCAAUCGUGGCAAGGGCACAUGCAGUCAAUAGGGGUUUUUAUAAGGUUUUUACACGGGCAAAUGCGUCGCUCAUUUGAGUGAUGUGGGUCAUGUGACGCAUGAAUCUAAGAUAAUCUGUGAUUAUCACUGUCACUUCCUUGGAAGGAAGGAAUUCCAGUUUAUUGAAUGAAAGUCCAUGCCCCCUUGAAUAGCUAGGGAGAUAAUCCAGAAAAGGGAAAAAUAGGAUGGGUUCAAUUUAAAGAAUUCUGCUCAAGAACUAAUGGGUCAGAAAAGUUGAAAUAUACAUGAAAGCUUCCUGACAUAGAGUAGAUUCAAAUUUAUUCAAAUUGUGGUCCUUGGGGUAGAUGGGGCUACAAUAUGGGGGGUCAAAGUUUUACAUGUAAAUAUAUAGCAAAAAUAUUUUAGAAUCUUCUCAAGAACAACAGGACCAUGAUUAGUCAUCAUAAUAAGCAAGCAUCCCUAGGUAAUGCAGAUUCAGUUUGUUCAAUUCAGGGGCCCUGGGGGUAGGGAAGGGUCACAAUAGCAGAUAAACGUUUUAUAUGGGAAUGUGGGAAAUUAAUUUAAACAAACUCUUUCCAAGUGUAGCAGGCCAGGGCCACACUAAAUCAGAUGCAAAUGUUCCUAAGUUGUGUGAAUUCAAGUUUUAUUAUGACUGUAGUCGGGGGAUGUAUUGUUUUCUCCUCUAUGUCUGAAACUUUAACCCUGCUCAUAACUUUUGAAUCAUGGGUUAUAGGGCAACAUUUUUCAUUGGAAUAAAGACCGGAAAAAAACUCUUAAAAAUCAGAACAACUGAACAACAGAAGGGUCGAGAUGACUCAGGUGAGCAAUGUGACCCAUGGGUCUUUUACAGAUGUCACUGUCUCUUUAAGUCUGUCACUAGUACAUUAAACAUGUAGAUUCAAUACAAAUUUUUGACAUCUUUGCCAAUGAAGAAAUGGGUUUUUUCAAUCUGAGUACCAGUUACAGGGCAGAAGAGGUUAUUCAAUAUUUCCAUGUCAAAGUGUUAUUGAACUACAGAGCAUAGCAUGAAUACAGCAGUUUUCCUUUAUUAACCGCCUCCUCUGAAAGGAAACAACAUUUCAAGGCUGUGAUUGUCAUUCUGACAUUGACAAACUAUUUGCUUUUCAUUGAGGGAGCUAAUUGAUAAUUCUGCUGUUGAAGGGUUCAAGCUGAACUUCCACUCAAAAUAUGUACCCAAAAUUUAUUCAUCCCUUUCAGCAAUGAUUUAAAAUCUAUUUAUCUGCAUGUCCACUUCCAUGAGUUUUUUUUUAAUGCUUUUGAAGUUUGAAAUUACAUGUAUUAGUUUUAAUAGAUAGAUAGAUAUCUGAAGAUUUCAGUUCAGGAAUUACAGAAAUAUAUGCAAAAAGUUGUUAUCAUGGUAUUUUGAUUCUGUUUACUAUCACUUCUAGUAGUUUCACUUCAUAAAUUGAACAGCAGUGAAUUAGUUUUGUUGAUACUUUAAGGGAAUUCCCUACAGUACUAGCUAGCCCAUCAAGUCAAGACAGUCAAACUGAUUUGAUCAUUUUUGAAAGCACAACAGUAGAGUGGUUGUCAUCUAGAUAGAUGCACUUGAAAUAUAUGGUUUGCAUUUCACAUAAGUUCACUUCAACAAUUUACAUAAAUUGCACUUUAUGCAAACAAGAUUCUGAUCUUGAGUACACGUUUUGACUGGAGAGCUGUACAUAUGGCAGCAGAGAUACAUAAUAUCCAUUAUCAUAUUUUCCCCAAUGUUAGACUGCUGUUUUAUGUGACGACGUGCAGCAAGUGACAUUUUUACUCCACAAAACCUAAAGUUUUUAUGUGUAUAUAUGAAGAAAAAAAGUUUUAUCACCAAAUAUGAAUAUAGAAAUAAGUAUGUAUAUUAGGUUAUUUCUAUGAUGGUGUAUUUGAAAUCGAUGGAAUCUGCAUAUAAUCGGAUUCAUUGAUUAAUACACAAAUUACCCCCUGCUUUCUUCGUUUUCACACCCUUUAACACAAACAACCUACACAGCUAUUCAGAAUCUGUAAAUGAUAUGGAGGAAAACAUGCCAAAUCUCAUUUCCACAACAAUUAAGAAAACUGCUCUGAAAAACUAAAUGUUGUUUUUGUGAGCCACAUUAUCAGUCCCGAUUGUUCUUAAUUUGACAGGCUGGCGGAUAAAUCACCAUCAUUCCAAUAACAGGUUUUGUUUUGUAGGUGGUGGGAGGUGAGAUUUUGUGCAAAUCAAAUUUACAUAAUUUGUUAUUUUUAUGGAUACUUGAAGUAAUGCACAUAGGCAGUUGUAAAUGACAUUGAAUAUUUUUCACUUUGUCAUGGUUUAAACAAAUGCAGGAUCACAAGUAGAUUAAAUAAAUUAAUAAACUAAAUAAAUUAAGGGGAAAAAAUUCAGCUUUCAAAGUCUGAAAUUCAGGUUUUUGAUCAUAAAGUUUAAAGCUCAAGAAGAAUGGUAUGGCGAUAAAUUUUGUAUAUAAAUGUAUGACAAUAAAAGGUAAACAGAGAGAAGGCUUGCUUUUGAUUAAUUGCUAAGGUAGUGUAGUGGUAAGACCAUUGUGUUGGGGUGGUAACUAUAGACUCUUUAAACACAUCACCACUGAUGCGAUGCUUAAACCACAGGGAGGCUUAAGGGAUGGUCGAAUUGAAAAGCAAGCAAAACAAUGUUGUUUACGAGUUUUAUUUCCACAAAUAUGUUGUGUGUGAUAGCAAGUCUGAAUUUGUAAACAGAGCGAUAUAGUGAGGUAAUAGAGAUGUUAUCUCAAAACUCAAUGAUAUUUCCCUAGCUGUUGAUGUAAGAACCCAGCAAAUAGAUUCCUUCUUCGUAUGAUACCUGUAUAAGGAACAGCGGUCCCAAGAAUUAUGCCGCCAAGUUCAGGGGAGUUAUGGGGUCACCAUCUGAUGCCCUCACAGGUGAUGGUGGAUUGCCUCAUGCCAAAUGGAGUAUUGAUACAGUUGAUGGUUAACCGAGAUGAAACAUUAGAAAGGAUUAAAGCACAGUUGUGGGCCGAGGCCAAAAAUUACCCUCUAUGUCAUAAACUUGGUGAUCAGGGGUCAUAUAUUUUUGUGAGCAUCACACAAGAUGCUGAAAGUGAGGAAUUCUACGAUGAAACCAGAAGAAUGUGUGAUCUUAGACUAUUUAUGCCUAUACUCAAAGUUGUCGAACCUAUUGGAAACAGAGAAGAAAAAAUAAUUAAUUAUGAAAUAGGUAUGACUGUUGGCAUACCCACCAGUGAUUUUGAUGACAUGAAGGACCUUGAAGUGAUGACCUUCAGGCGAACUGCCCUUGAUGUUUGCCGUGAUGCUUUGGAACAGAGACAGAUUAACAGUAAACAAAGCGCUGCAUUGUAUACUUAUCCACCAGAUUUAGAAUCCUGCCCAGAAUUACCUCCACAUCUGAAAAAGAAAUUGGAGAAAAAUGGUAAUGAAGGACAUGUUGUGUGCUGUAUAUGGAUUGUAUCAGAUGAUGGAAACAGGAAUAAAUUCAGUGUGAGGGUAGAGCACACAGCACGACCCAUUGAUGUGAUUUCAGAGGUCAUAAGGCGCAGAGGUCGCCUGAUGGACAUUACAAAAGCACAGGUGGAAGGCUUAAUAGAGAGUUACCGCAGCACAUACGCUCUGAAAGUGUGUGGUUGUGAUGAAUUUCUGUUGUCAGAGAAACCAAUUAGUCAAUACAGGUAUGUCAGGGAAUGUAUUGCUACAGAGAAGAUCCCACAAUUCAUGUUGCUGACCAAGGAAAGUAUUUAUGCAACGUUACCAGAGUGUGCCUUCACCAUGCCAUCUUAUGCGCAAAGAGGUCACCAGUUGCUUUUAGAUAUAAACAAUCAACCAACCAUUUCUCUGUGGGAAAUUAAUGCUGCAAUAAGGAUAAAGAUAAACUGUGCAACUUACGUUAAUGUGAAAGAGGCAGGAAAGAUUUAUGUCAAGGCAGGCAUCUAUCAUGGAACAGAGGCCCUGUGUGAGGCACAGGUGACGAAGGAAGUGGAAUCGAACAACCCUCGCUGGAACGAGUGGUUAGAGUUCCUGAACAUGACAGAUAUACCUCGCAGUGCACGACUGUGUAUGUCCAUCUGCUCAGUCAAUAGGAGGCGAAACAGAAAGGUGACCUUUGCCCUAGCCUGGGGAAAUUUACAACUGUUUGACUUUAAUGAUAGACUUCUAAAUGAAAAAGUCAGUUUGAAUCUCUGGCCAAUGCCUCAGGGAAUGGAUGAACUCCUAAAUCCCAUUGGAAUUCCAGGAUCAAAUCCUGAUGAAAAGGAAACGGCAUGUCUAGAAAUAGAGUUUGAUAGGUUUGCUUUCCCUGUCGUUCACCCUCAGGCAUACGAGUUUGAAGAACUCGCUCAUUUCUUGACAACCAGAGAGAGAAGAUCACAUUUGUUGGAGACACCCAUGAGUAGACAGAAGGAUGAGGAGACAAUUAGGGAAGUUGUACAAAGAGAUCCAUUGGCUGAAAUCUCGUAUCAAGAAAAAGAAAUAUUGUGGAAACAAAGAGAAUACUGCAUGUCUCUUCCCCAUUCUUUGCCAAAGCUGCUGCAGGCCAUGAGAUGGAAUGACCGUGAAAAUGUAGCUCAGAUGUACAUGUUACUGAAGAAAUGGCCGAUUCUGGAACCCGAGGUUGUCCUGGAGUUGCUGGACUGUUCUUUCCCUGACCCUCAUGUUCGGAGCUUUGCUGUUAGAUGUCUUGAGCAAAAUCUGACAGAUGAAAAACUACAACGAUACCUCCUGCAACUUGUACAGGCAUUGAAAUUUGAACCAUAUUUAGAUAAUCCAGUUACCAGAUUUUUGUUGAGGAAAGCACUUCUAAAUCAAAAAAUAGGACAGGUCUUCUUCUGGCAUCUCAAGUCUGAGAUGCACCAUCCAGCCAUUAGAACUCGAUUUGGACUUGUGCUAGAAGCUUUUUGUCGAGGCCUAGGGCCAUAUUUAAAAGUCCUGACCAGGCAGGUGGAGGCACUGGAAAAACUCACCAAACUUACAGAUGCCCUGCGAAUGGAUGUCAAAAAUGACCACAUAGAACAAAUGAAACACCUUCAUUUACAACUCCAGCAGCCCGAUUACCAUGACGCACUCCGUAACUUCCUGUCUCCGCUAAACAACAGCAAUAGAUUAGGAGAUAUAUGUGCUGCGGAUUGUAAGGUGAUGAAAUCUGCCAAGCGUCCUCUGAAGCUAGUUUGGCAGAAUGCAGAUCCAAUGGCUGACAUCUACCACCUCUCCUUCAAAUUCUUCUUCAAAAAUGGAGAUGAUCUUAGGCAGGAUAUGCUAACACUACAACUGUUAAGGGUCAUGGACUCACUCUGGAAAGAGGAGGGACUUGAUUUAAGAUUGAUUCCAUAUGGAUGUCUAUCAACGGGGAAAGAACUGGGACUAAUAGAAUGUGUCCGUGAUGCUCUGACAAUCAUGGACAUUCAGAAAAAGACAAUAUCUGGUGCUAUUCAGAUCAAUUCUAGUAAUCUUCAUCGGUGGAUCAAAGAAAAUAACAAGGAGAAGUAUGACCAAGCUAUAGAAACCUUCACCCGAUCCUGUGCGGGCUAUUGUGUGGCCACAUUUAUUUUGGGCAUUGGAGACCGACAUUCAGAGAAUAUUAUGUGUACAAGAGAUGGUCAGGUAUUUCACAUAGACUUUGGUCAUUUUUUGAACCACAAGAAGAAAAAGUUUGGAAUCAACAGAGAGAGGGUCCCUUUUGUGCUGACAGAGGAUUUCGUACGGGUCAUAGUGCGAGGCUCAGAUAAAACUUCAAAACAUGAACUCUUCAGAGAAUUUAACAGGUUGUGUCUAGAGGCAUAUUUGGUUCUUCGCAAACAUGCCCAUCUUCUUAUUAAUCUCUUCACUAUGAUGCUGUCGUGUGGAAUACCCGAAUUACAGUCCCUGGAUGACAUCAGCUACGUACGAAAGACAUUGGCCGUGGAGGAAACGGAGGAGGAGGCGGCCAAAUAUUUCAACACGCAAUUCGAAUCAGCCCAUGGUGGACAAUGGUCGACUAAGGUCGACUGGGUAUUCCACUUCGUGAAGAAUCUCAGUAAAUAGGAAGUGAUGUAGAUUGACACCAAUACUUUUCUCUCUCUCUUGGAGAAUGACCUGUGUUCAGUUAUCAACUUUGUAAUUUUACAUUCUAUACAUAGAGACAGAAAUCAGAGCAAGACAGAUAACAUUUUCUUUUCUAUGAAAAAUUUUAAGGGACAGGGAGCUCCAUGGUAUUGUCUUUCAGAACAUUUUACUGGUAGUCAUUAAUUGCAAUAUGCUGUCAAAAUGAAGUCUUUUGUCAGCUGCGUCAUUUUUAUACCUGCUUUUGCAUUCUGAGGGCUCAUUUUACAAAAGUAGGCAUAAUGUAUGUGAAAUGUAUUUCAAGUAAAUGAAAUUAGCAAUUUGAUCUUAAAAGAAUUGAACACUGCUACCUCUGACAUAUAUGUACAGUAAUUUACUACAUGUAUGAAAAUGAUUGCAUUAAUUCCAUUUUAAUACUUUUUACACUGACAAUGAAUUGAUAGCAAAAUUAAAGUGUUUUUACUGUAUUGCUUUCAUGUAAGUACUUUUACUAAUAAAUACAUGCAUGUAUGGAUUCAAAAUUCUUCAUCAAGAAUUACAUGUCUUAUUGGAGAAAUAAAGUUAUUGUUAAAGAAAUAAGAUAAACUCAAUUUGUAUGUACAUGCACCUGUUUUAUUGAGUCCCAAGGUUGUUUUUGUGAUAUUGAACUAAAUGUUGGAUUCUAACAUUACAAUCAUGCAUAGGUAUGGAUUAUACUAUAAUAUUUGUUAGGCAUUCAUUAUCAUACUUUAUAGCAGUUAAAGGAUGGCUGGACGUGCAAGUUCAUAAUUUAUUAUAGUGCAGAAUGUAAGAAUGAUUGUUGUUGUAUAUGAUAUGUCUAUUUCACACGCAUGAAUCUUAAGCACAAUUAGAACAGUAUUGUCAUUGCUAUUCAGAAUUUGUUUUGAACAAACUAUCAUAGUUUUUGUUGAAGAAAGUGCAAUCAACUAUCAUUACGUUUACUUGUGUGAAAGGUACAUACAUUUUUUUAUGCGUAAAUCUUGAGUAUAGUCCUAAGAUCUAUUUACAAAUGUGUUUUGUGUUUGUCAUACCAUAAAAUACAAGAUGUUGUGUUUGUCAUACUGUGAAAUACAUGUAUGUGGAGGGGGGGUUACAUGUAAUACAACACUAUUGCUGAGAAUUAUUUUGCAUAUUUUGUAAUGAAUAAAUCUAAGAAAAUCUGA
Ostrea edulis (European flat oyster) is the source of this 11032-nucleotide messenger RNA. Its product is annotated as phosphatidylinositol 4,5-bisphosphate 3-kinase catalytic subunit alpha isoform-like. The coding region runs from base 6693 to 9851 and encodes 1052 amino acids. Lineage: Eukaryota; Metazoa; Mollusca; Bivalvia; Ostreida; Ostreidae. The record is from RefSeq and is a predicted model, not a curated record. Gene Ontology annotation, cellular component: phosphatidylinositol 3-kinase complex; cytoplasm; plasma membrane. Gene Ontology annotation, biological process: phosphatidylinositol-mediated signaling; phosphatidylinositol 3-kinase/protein kinase B signal transduction; phosphatidylinositol-3-phosphate biosynthetic process. Gene Ontology annotation, molecular function: 1-phosphatidylinositol-4-phosphate 3-kinase activity; 1-phosphatidylinositol-3-kinase activity. The transcript has 22 exons.